This is a messenger RNA of Erythranthe guttata (spotted monkey flower), 845 nucleotides long. NCBI's taxonomy places the organism in Eukaryota, Viridiplantae, Streptophyta, Magnoliopsida, Lamiales, Phrymaceae. The record is from RefSeq and is a predicted model, not a curated record.
UAGCUUAAUCGACUAUGAACAUGUACAUAGUCGAUUAAGGUUUCAGCCACAAAUAAACCCAAAAUCGGCCUCCACAUCGUCCCCACACCACCCAGAGCUUCUGCCAUGGCCGAACCCGUCAUAUUUUGAGCAUGUUCAGCUCCACCAAUUAAGAAAACUAAUUUAAUUUAAUUUAAUCCCAAUCCUAAAUUAACUUAAUCCCAAAAGCAACACCAGAAUAGAGAAUAUAACUGAUUAUAUUCAUUCUUUAUUACUACUUUAAUUUUCUGUGUUCGUUUUCAUUUCUAUUUGCUAGAGAGAGAAAGUUAGAGAGAGAGAGAGAGAGAGAGAGAGAUUGAUGUAUAGAAAUGGCGGGUUACGAACAUCAGCAAGGCUCCGGCGGCGGUGGUAAUUCUUCUCGCUACGUUCAUCAGCUUCUCACACCACCGACGGACCUCCACUUGCAGCAGAGGCCGCCGCCGUUGCCUUCUUCUCGUCUUGAAAUUCAUCACGAGCCGUCUGCUAAUUCCAAGGACGACGACGCCGCCGCUACCACCAGCUCCGGGGGUACUCCCUCCGCCAACCGCCGCCCGCGCGGUCGUCCUCCGGGAUCCAAGAACAAGCCCAAGCCCCCAAUUAUCGUCACGCGCGACAGCCCCAACACGCUCCGAUCCCACGUCCUCGAAAUCUCACUCCAGCUGACGCGUGCGCGGAGACGACGGCGGCGGCGGCGGCGGCGGCAGAAUCCUCCUUACUCUCCUGUUGAGCUUUCUCCUGUUGAGAUUUCUCACUAAUUUGUGUGUGUGUGUGUGUGUGUGUGUUUAUGUGUGCGAGAGAAAGAGGGGAGAGAGAGAGAGAGAAAGAGA